GAAAACAUGUCGUCUCGAUCUGCAUUACAAUCUGGGAACGACAGGAGCGCAGGGGAACAUCAUGUGCCACUCGGUGCCAGCCGCUCAGACAAGGCCACAAGCCAGUCCAGCCGCUCUUUGGGUGCACGGUGCAGGAACUCCAUCGCUUCCUGCUCAGAUGAGCAGCCACACAUUGGGAACUACCGUCUGCUCAAGACUAUUGGCAAGGGUAACUUUGCCAAAGUAAAGCUGGGCCGCCACAUCCUAACGGGCAGGGAGGUUGCUAUAAAGAUCAUUGACAAAACCCAGCUGAACCCUACUAGUCUAACAAAGCUUUUUCGGGAAGUACGGAUCAUGAAAGGCUUAAAUCACCCUAACAUAGUGAAGCUGUUUGAGGUGUUAGAGACGGAAAAGACCCUUUACCUAGUGAUGGAGUAUGCCAGUGGAGGUGAAGUAUUUGACUACCUCGUGUCCCAUGGGAGAAUGAAGGAGGUUGAAGCCAGAGCCAAAUUUCGACAGAUUGUCUCUGCUGUCCACUACUGCCACACAAAGAACAUUGUCCACCGAGAUCUGAAGGCGGAGAACCUUCUGCUGGACGCCGACGCCAACAUCAAGAUUGCUGAUUUCGGCUUCAGCAACGAGUUCACGCUGGGGAACAAGCUGGACACGUUCUGUGGCUCGCCACCCUAUGCUGCACCUGAGCUUUUCCAGGGAAAGAAGUACGACGGGCCUGAGGUGGAUGUCUGGAGCCUGGGAGUAAUCCUCUACACGCUGGUCAGCGGCUCUCUGCCAUUCGAUGGUCAGAAUCUAAAGGAACUUAGGGAGCGCGUGCUGAGAGGAAAGUACCGUGUGCCCUUCUACAUGUCAACCGACUGUGAGGCAAUCAUUCGGCGAUUUCUGGUGCUCAACCCAGCCAAGCGCUGGACGCUGGAGCAAGUCAUGAAGGAAAAAUGGAUAAAUGCAGGGUACGAGGGGGAUGAGCUGAAACCACAUAUUGAACCGGUGGAGGACUACAGUGAUCCCGCUCGCAUCGAGCUAAUGGUGGGGAUGGGCUUCACCCCUGAAGAAAUCAAAGAUGCUCUGCUCAAUCAGAAAUACAACGAGGUCACCGCCACCUACCUACUGCUGGGUCGAAAAGGCGAUGAGAGCAAUGAGGCUCGCACUGCUAGCACACUGUCUCUGGCCAGGGUCCGACCCAGCCCUAUCACCAACGGGACAAACAAACACUCCUCUGUCACUGGCUCCUCCUCCUCCUCCACCUCCUCCUCUCAUAGCAAGUCGCAGCGCAGCGCCUCCACCUACCACAGACAGCGGCGACACAGCGACUUCUUCCUCCACAACAAAGGCGGGCCUUCCAUGCCCGUCAUGCACCCCAAGAGGAGCCCGACCAGCACUGGGGACCGCGAGCUGCGUGAGGGCCGGAUGCCGUCACGUAAAGCCAGCUGCAGUGUGAUGGGAAGCCAUAGCCUCCCCCCCUCCAGCCCCAUGGUUAGCAGUGCCAACAACCCCAACAAGUCUGAGAUCCCAGACCGCCGCAAAGACAUGACUGCCACCACGAAUAACAUCCCUGGAAGCACCAUGACCCGUCGGAAUACAUACGUGUGCACAGAUCGCUCGGGGGCUGACAGACACUCUCUCCUGCAGAACGGCAAAGAGAACAGUUCUCUGGGCCACCGCAUGCCCACAGCAUCUCCUUCCACGCUCAGCAUGGCUGGAGCUGGGGCAGCUUCCUCUUCUUCCUCAUCGGACCGAUGUCGCCUGACCCGAGGCUCCACAAUCCGCAGCACCUUCCAUGGUGGACAGCUGAGGGAUCGCGGCCCCCCAGUCUACUCUGCCCCGCCCACAUCACCCACUCUGUCCCACCAUGAUGCCAGCCCCCUCCCCCAUGCACGCACCAGGGCAACCUCCAACCUUUUCACCAAGCUGACCUCCAAACUCACACGCAGGGUCACAAAUGAAUCUGAGGGAAUCAGGAGAUUUGCGGUCACAAGUUGCCAUCUACCUGGGUAUCAAAAAGCGCCCGAGCCCCGGGCCGUCGGACGUGGCUGGAAUCUGAGAGGUGGUGGGCGUCGGGACCCUGCAGAGGUGGUAUUGGCUCUGCAGGAGGCAGCGCUCGGAUGUGGCUGCCAGGUCCACCAUUCCGGCCCCUUUCUGCUCUCCUGCACCCAUGGUGUGGCAGGGGGCCGUGUGGCUUUUGAGGCCGAGGUGUGCCAUCUAUCCACAGGCACCUCAGAGACUUCUAACGGAGUACGCUACACGCGGCUCUGGGGGGCACCACUAACUUUUCGAGACAUCGCUACCCAAAUCUCAAAGGACCUUGAGCUUUGAGCCAGAGGCAGUGUGUGUGCUUGAAAGUGUGCUAUGUGGGUUUAUAUGUGUGCAUCUGGAGAACUGAAGAAGGAAAGAGGUAAUAGAUGGGGCAAGGGGCUGGACCCUUUCAAGAAUCGCCCUCUGCACACACACACACACACAUAGACUCACAUACCCCUGAGCAAUGAGGUAGACCUGACCGAAGCACCCCACCGUCCACCCAAUCACCGCAAGCGGCUUAGCAGCCUCCUCACUGAGCUGCUAUGACUACUGGAUCUGUAUCAAAUGAAAUCUAGUUGAAUAUUUUUAUUGCUACUCCUAGCCAUAAUGACUCUUUAUUUUGUUAUGCUCUGAUCGUUGUUUUACCCACCAUCACCAUUAUCUCCCCUCAGAUUUUAAGCCUCACUGUCCACCCAGUACUUUUCAAGCUCUUUCUAUAUGAUAUUCCCAGUCACUGUCAUCCUAUUUCAUCCAUUUGGAUCACCUGGGGACAGUCACACAGGUGACAACAUGUCUGAUUGAGUUAUCCAGUGGAAAAUGAAGGGUUGCAUUGCAUUGUUUCAUGCACAGACUUCUCAGACUUCAUUGGGUUAAGAUCAAUUGAAGUCUGACAAUUAAUCAGAGGCUAUUGUGGGGUAACAACAGCCAAUCAGUUAGGCUCUCUAAGUCAGAUAAGCCGAGAAGAUGUUUAAGAUCAUCAACUUGUUGAAGCAGAAUGGCUACUGGACAGCCAAUAUGAGAUUCUCCCGGGAUGAAAACGUUUUAUUAAAAUACCACAACAUCAGUAUAAAAAACAAAGAUCUUAAAAGAAAAAUGAAA
This is a messenger RNA of Cyprinodon variegatus (sheepshead minnow), 3108 nucleotides long. RefSeq names its product MAP/microtubule affinity-regulating kinase 4-like. Lineage: Eukaryota; Metazoa; Chordata; Actinopteri; Cyprinodontiformes; Cyprinodontidae. The transcript has 17 exons. Gene Ontology annotation, molecular function: tau-protein kinase activity; protein serine/threonine kinase activity; ATP binding. Gene Ontology annotation, biological process: protein phosphorylation; microtubule cytoskeleton organization; intracellular signal transduction. Gene Ontology annotation, cellular component: cytoplasm. The coding region runs from base 7 to 2307 and encodes 766 amino acids. The record is from RefSeq and is a predicted model, not a curated record.